UUAAGCCAAAAAAAAUAGACAAGCACAAUGUGAAUUUAUUCAUCACAUGUAUUUGAUAUGAGUCAGUGAGACUUCUCAUCCGAACAUAAGAGGAACAACUGGAAGCCUGGUGAUUCUGCUUUACACUGCUGGAUUCUGUGUUUCAAUGUUUUUAGGUGCAAUGGUUCCCUGGAACACUGUAAUGCUGAUUAACAUAGCAACCCCUGUACUUUCUGUCAUUAUUCUACUCUUUAUGAAGGAAUCUCCAAGCUGGUUGCUCACCCAAGGUAGAAAAGACGAUGCUCUAACUGCUUUAAUGUUCUACAGGGAAGAUAAAGAAGAUGCUAGUUUGGAGUUAGAGAGAAUUUUGAAGAAUAUUAAAGCUCUGGAAAAAGAAAGGGAAGCUACAGGUUCCUCUAUUUUAUCCCAGCUGACGAGUAAGAUGAGAAGGAUGAGAGAAGCAACAUUUUGGAAACCAUUUCUUAUACUCAACAUGAUGCUAAAUAUUGGAUUGGAGUGGGCUGGGUUUCCCGCACUUGCCUUCUAUAUGCACACAAUCCUUGAAGAGACAAGUAUCCCAGUAGAUGAAUACUGGGCUGCAGGAUUUAUCAGUUUAUACAGGGCCCUGGUGACUCUGAGUCUUUCUUUUAUCCUGGUGAAGGUUCCCCGUAGGGUGAUGUACUUAUCCUCUGGUAUCCUGGUGGCAACUGCUCUCUUUAUACAAGGAGCAUAUGCUCUUCUUGGGUCGUAUGUUCCUGAAGAAUAUAUCUAUAUAUCUAGUUGGAUUCCACUGUUUAGUAUACUACUAGGAUAUACAGGGUUUGGACUUGGAUACGGACCUAUAACAUUUAUACUUCAAGGUGAAAUUCUUCCCUCUGAUAUGCGUAGUUUUGGUAGCGGAUUGUUGGGAGUUCUAGACAAUGUAUUCUUGUUUGCUGCAGUCAAAAUGGUGCCAAUACUGCUGUACAGUUUUGGGACUGGAGGAACAUUUUUCUUGUACGGGUGUGUUUGUCUGGGCAACCUAACCAUCUGCUUCUUCUGUAUGCCUGAAACUAAGGGUUUGAGCUUAGAAGACAUUGAGGAUUAUUAUAGAGGAGUUGUACCAGAGAAAAAAACUAAAAAGAACUCAGUCUAAACUAUUUACAUUUUCUUAUUUUUCUUCAAAAUUACUAACUCUUAAUUAUUCACAUUAAGAUGUUCUUGCAGUAAUUGCUAGACUAACUAAUUGUUUUUCUUUAAUUUUCAUUUUCUAUUUUUUUACCACAGUUAACAUUUCUUAUUAUUUGAAAUACAUAUUUAAU
Messenger RNA from Eurytemora carolleeae, 1280 nucleotides. Its product is annotated as facilitated trehalose transporter Tret1. Gene Ontology annotation, biological process: transmembrane transport. Bases 146 to 1114 code for a protein of 322 amino acids. Gene Ontology annotation, molecular function: transmembrane transporter activity. NCBI's taxonomy places the organism in Eukaryota, Metazoa, Arthropoda, Copepoda, Calanoida, Temoridae. The record is from RefSeq and is a predicted model, not a curated record. The transcript has 12 exons. Gene Ontology annotation, cellular component: membrane.